GGAGCCACGGGCACGAGUGGGAAUCAGUUGGUGGCUAGAGUUGAGCUUGAGAACACUCUCAAUUUUAUUUGUGAACAAUCAGUUGCAAAAGGAAGCAAGAAAUCAGCCAAAAUGCCCUGCGGAGGUUGUGGAAAUGAUUGCAAAUGCACCCAGGAAAAGUGCGGAGCCAGCUGCAAAUGCGACUCCAACUGCCAGUGUGCUGGGAAGACCAAGCCACAGAAGACGGAUCAGGCAAAGUGAACAAAAUGGCAUUUUUAAUAGUUGAAUAAAUGAAGAUUUAAAAAAGAACAGGAAAUGUAGGAGAAAAGCGAGAGAAAUCAAUAAAAUGCACUAUUUGAGAUAA
This is a messenger RNA of Lutzomyia longipalpis, 343 nucleotides long. Its product is annotated as metallothionein-2-like. The coding region runs from base 112 to 240 and encodes 42 amino acids. Gene Ontology annotation, molecular function: metal ion binding. Lineage: Eukaryota; Metazoa; Arthropoda; Insecta; Diptera; Psychodidae. The transcript is spliced from 2 exons. The record is from RefSeq and is a predicted model, not a curated record.